Molecule: messenger RNA, 581 nt
Organism: Podospora pseudopauciseta
Lineage: Eukaryota; Fungi; Ascomycota; Sordariomycetes; Sordariales; Podosporaceae
Exons: 3
Coding region: 1-498 (165 amino acids)
Biological process (GO): positive regulation of transcription by RNA polymerase II
Cellular component (GO): nucleus
Molecular function (GO): transcription coactivator activity
Source: RefSeq, a predicted model, not a curated record
AUGCUCUUAUUGAAGAGAGUGAUACAAAAGCAGCUGUGGUUCCCCGCACUGGUUUUGCUCUGGCUUCAUCACUGCCCAACACAAUUACUCCUCGAUCAAAUUGGACAAACAUCAAAACGAAACCUCAUCAAAAUGACCGACCAAGAUGCGAAUGUCGUAAGCCAAGCCCCUGUCGACGAGACUCCCAUUUCGCCCAGUCGACCCAACCCAGCCAGGAAGAACUCGCUCGAGCACCACCUGGCGCAUCGCCCAGAUCGCCAGGAGCUCAUUAAUAAAAACAUCCUUCCCGCCUCAACCGCAGCGCCGGCUAUCCAAGCCCAACAGAAAGAGCUCGAGAAACACAUGCGUGCCGACUCCCUCAAUGAAAAGAUCGCCCAUCGCCCUGCGCCCGAGACAAUGUUGGAGAAACACAUCAUCCACGAGGACCCCCGUUCGCCCGAGGACAAGUACGCCGAGGCUAUCGAGGACGAAUAUGCUAAGAGGGAGGGCGGUGCGUAGGGAGAGUAGUGGUCUGGUAGGGUAUCUUGUUCCCAUGUGAAACUAGGGUUGACCCCAAGAUGGUAUCAUCGGCAGUCACAAAU